This is a messenger RNA of Tyto alba (common barn owl), 3401 nucleotides long. RefSeq names its product RAB26, member RAS oncogene family (gene RAB26). Gene Ontology annotation, molecular function: GTP binding; GTPase activity. The transcript has 9 exons. Bases 161 to 940 code for a protein of 259 amino acids. Lineage: Eukaryota; Metazoa; Chordata; Aves; Strigiformes; Tytonidae. The record is from RefSeq and is a predicted model, not a curated record. Gene Ontology annotation, cellular component: Golgi apparatus; endosome.
CGCGGUGCGGAGCGCGGGCCGGGGCGGAGCCGCGUUCCCCCCGCCCCCGCGGCGCUGCCAUUGGCGGCGGGGCCGGGCCGGGCCGGGGGAGGCGGCGGUGGCCGGUACAGCCCGGGGUGUCCCCCGUACCCCCCCCCCCCCCCCCCGGCACGGCCCCGGUAUGUCGCGGAAGAAGGCGGCUCGCAGCAAGGGCGGCGGCGCCGCUCCCUCCGCCGCGCUGCCCCCCGCCGCCCAGGGGCCCGGCCGCGCCGCCGCCCCCCCCCGGGGCUCCGCGCCCGCCCCCGAGCUGCCCCGUAACGGCGGCGCGGCGGGGGGGCGGCCCUCGCUCAGCAGCAGCGGCGAGUUCUACGAUCUCGCUUUCAAGGUGAUGCUGGUGGGCGACUCGGGGGUCGGCAAAACCUGCUUGCUGGUGCGGUUCAAAGACGGCGCUUUCCUCGCCGGCAGCUUCAUUUCCACGGUUGGAAUCGACUUCAGGAAUAAGGUGCUGACGGUGGAUGGGGUGAAGGUGAAGCUGCAGAUCUGGGACACGGCCGGGCAGGAGCGCUUCCGCAGCGUCACCCAUGCCUACUACCGGGAUGCCCAUGCCCUGCUCCUGCUCUACGAUGUCACCAACAAAGCGUCGUUCGACAACAUCCAGGCUUGGCUGACAGAGAUUCAUGAAUACGCGCAGCAAGACGUGGUCCUGAUGUUACUGGGAAACAAGGUGGAUUCAGCCCAGGACAGAGUGGUGAAAAGGGAAGAUGGAGAAAAAUUAGCCAAGGAGUAUGGAGUGCCCUUCAUGGAGACCAGCGCAAAAAGUGGCCUCAAUGUUGAAUUAGCGUUCACAGCCAUUGCAAAAGAACUGAAGCACAGGUCCAUGAAGUUGCCCAACGAGCCCAAAUUCAAGCUCCACGACUACGUGAAGAAGGAAGUGAGAGGCUCGGGCUGCUGCAGGUCCUAAUGUGCUCGGUGCAUUUGUACAGAGACUCAUGCCAAGUGUUUGUGCGCCGCGCUCUCUCCUCGUGGACAAUGUGUGCAUGUCUGUCUGUCGUGUCUGUGUCUGCCCCAAAGGUGAGCCGAGAGACAUGGGGGAUGGAAGCAGCAGCAGCAAAAGCUCUCUCAGAUGGGACAGGCGCUGCUCCCCGAGCCCUCCGCCUUCCCUCGCAGCCGCUCGGCCCCUCGCGGGCGGGAGGUGGGUGUUUGGGAAGGGACCGGGGGGGCCGGGGCAGUCGGUAGACGCGGCUGCCUCCACCCAUUCAGCAGCAGCCAGAAGCCUUAUGAGGCUUCUUUAAGGUUAGUAAGAAUUACGGUGUGAGUAAGGGGAACAAAUGCUUCUCCCCACCAAUCCGGGUAGGAAAAAGUCCCAAAUUCCCUUUUCUUUCCCCGCGUCCCUGGAAUUCAGCCGUUCAGAGCCCUGGCCUGGGCACACAGGAAAGACUUGUUUUCGAGGCAACCAUUUUUGUAGUUGCUUACUUCUGUCUGUCCAUCUCUCAUGUGGUGUAACACACCUCCUCGAAGAAGGUUUCUCCUCUUCCCCGCAGAAGACAAGAGCUUAGCUGUCUGUCUGAGUAAGCUCCUGCUACCCUUCUGUUGUACAGAGAUCUCCUGAAGGUUUAUCUGUUCGGUAAAGGCUUUGGUUCUCUUACUUCUGCCGUUUCUAGUACUUUAAUUCAGAAGAAAUCUAAUCUAUUGCAGCUUAUUCUAAAUGCCUUCAUGUAAGUGUGAUAGCGUUUUUAGACUGCAACAAUGCUUUGAUAUCUUCAAAGUUCUCUUGGGACAGCUCUUUCUUUUAACUGAAGAAAGCUGGAGGGAACGCUGGAGGCAUUGGUUUUACAGGUUUCAGACUCUCCUGCCAGCUCUCUUCAAUGGACUCCUCACUCCUUUGGUCUGUGUCAGGCAUUUGGCUUUUUUUUUUUUUUAAAAAAAAAAAAAAAAAGCUGCACUUUUAAGUACAAAUUUGAAUUUGGAUCAAGUAUUUGGCCUUUGGCAGUCUUCUCAUUUGAAAAAAAAAAAAAAAUUUCUCAUUCCACGUGCAUGACACCAGGUGCCCGCUGCACUGAACCUCCCCACACUGCCCUAAAUGAACCACUUGAAAAUAAAAUAACCCAUCCUUCGCUCUCGAGCCGCCCCUGCCCCAUGUUUUGCUGGGGGUGUUGGUUCCAGCACUGCACAAAGACCCUCCGCAGCUACCGCCUGCGAUUCAGGCAGGCAGGGACUCCUCAGAGCUACAGUAAAAUGAGAAGCUGCUGCUCAGUGGGUCCUGCGCAGGAAAAGUAUGAAAAAGGAUCCUAAAAGCUGGGACUUCCUCUGAAAUAAGUAGGACAACUCUCUUCACCUUUACGUGCUCUGAAAGGUGGGAAUGCCCGCUACAAGCGUGCUUUUGAGAUUUGUUCACAGGUAGCAACAGGACACGGGGAAGGCUCUGAAAGUUGCUCGGGCACUCUCAAGAAGCGUGCGGGGAUCUGGAAAACUCAGUGUUUCCCGCUGCUUUGGUGAGCUUCGCUGUGCUCCCGUGGCUGCUGCCUGAGCAGCGUCUCCUACACGAAGCCGCUUAUCUUCCAGCCACCUCCAUUCUCAUGCUGGGCUGUGUAGCAGACGCUUGCUGGCUGAGGUGAAGAGGGAAAAAAAAAAAAAAAAAAAAAAAGGAUUAGGAUUUUCUGCAAUCCCUGAGUUUGCAAGGUACCAGUGGUGGCAUCCCAGCUGCGCAGGGAAGGGCAGAGGCACAGAGCGGUGGUCGGGCAGCCCCAGUACCUGCCCUGUGCCCAGGUCUUGCCUUCAGCUCUUUAUUUUCUCAGCCUGACCUUAGCGGUGCAGCAGCAGCCCCUGCCCCGAGGUGCCAGGCGCUGCACGGCCACGCUACCCCAGAAGCUCCAGUCUAAAAGGCAAAAAUAAGCAGCAGUAGUCUUAAUGUUCCCAGCAGGUUGCUGCCUCCCCUCUUCCUCGCAGGGCAGGAGAGCCUUGCAUCUUGCUGUCUUGGAAGAAAAAGCCGACAACUGUUAACUUACUACAUGUGCGGGACCAAACCCCAUUAAAAAACUGAUUUAAAUAAGGCAGAUGUAAACGCUGCCCCUUGGAAUACUUUAAAUAUGCCCAUCAGGAGCUAGCUCUGCUACAGCAGAGACAUCACGACUGCUUUUGUGGUAUUAGACCUAAACUUUAAGCCAGACUCAGCCCCCAGUCACAAGUUCCUGCUGUAGGACUGGUCUCCCCAAGACUGCACUGACCUGGCCCUUAAGCGCCUCCUCAGACCGGUAUUUGUCAUCUUCUCACAUGGGUCUUUACUGCCACCAAGCGAUAAAGAAUUGAUUGUUCAGUGCAUUCAAACAAGCCAGAGGACUCGGCAUUACAUGCAACUUCUCAUUUUUGCUGGCUCUUGUUUACAGCUUUUGUUUCAUUCCCGUUAAUAAAUUUUUUUAAUAAUC